CCCUAAAGAUUUCAUUUAAAGUCAAAUCUGAUGAGUAUGACCAUGGGUCAGAAUUGUCAGGGCUAUCGAAUGGUGUAUGAUUCGACCACUUUUACGUCUGCUGCAUUUUUGCCCUUCCGGCACCUUAAUAUGAUAGACAACGAGUCGUUCUAAAUUGUUUUUGAUCAAUUUUUUUGUGACUUGUUUUGUUUAUAGUGAUAAAGAAAUUACUAAAAGAUGUCACAGGAUACGGAAGUGAACAUUCUAGUGUUCCUCUUUUAAGUGUAAUAGAUAUAUAUCUCACUCUUUAAAAUGGCUCGUGCAUCUUUUAUUCGUUUUAAACUAUGAAAUAAAGAUACAUUUUACAUGAUUCAUUUAUUAUUUUAAUCAUUAUGACAGUUCUCUCUCUUCGAAGUUUAACUUAAUAUUUGGGAAUGAUGGCUUAUACACAUAUAUUUUUCUUUUUCCAAACUAAUUUAUUACUGAAUUGAGUACAUAACGACUAAAAAAGGUGUCAACAAAUGAAACUGGGCGCAAAAAAAAGUAUUUAUACGAUAUUGUUCUCAGCGGGCUUUUAUUUUUUGCUUUGAAUUAAAAUUACUGUGUUUUGUUUAUAUAUAUAUAUAUAUUUCCUAAUCAAUAACAAAUAACAUUCGUAUUCACACAAAAAAAAGAAUAUUUAAUAAUCGAUUAAGUAAAAAAAGAAGAAAAGGAAAAGAAAUGAAUAUCGUGAAAACGACAAUAAUGAAUGUCAGGUGCAGCAGCUUAUACUUUCAAACUAAUAAUGUUUGAUAAAUUUUAUUCAAUUUUCUAUGUUCUGAUACUAAUAUUAUUAGAUCCGAAUAACGCAACGAAACCCAAUUCAAAUCUAUGUGGAACGAAUCAUGAGACAUAUGAAAUUAAUGGUACCUCAAUAUUAGGAAAAUAUAAACAGGCAAGUAAAAGAUGAAAUAUAAAAUAUGUCUCGGAUGCAUAUCAGAUGUAAACUUUCUUUUACUUCAGUUUUAUUCUUAAACAUAGUUUCAAUCCUCUACUUUCACUUCUUUUUUAGGCAGCUGUGGCUGUUGACAAUGCAGAAUGUUCAACAAUUGGAAAAAAUAUAUUACAGAAGAAAGGAACGACGGUUGAUGCUGCAUUGGCAGCUGCUAUCUGCAAUGGUGUUAUGCAUGGACAUUCAAUGGGUAUCGGAGGACCUCUCGCUAUUGGCGUACCAGGCGAAUUAAAAGCAUACAAAGUAGCAUAUGAAAGAUUCGGUGGCAAUGUUACGUGGAAAGAGCUAUUUGAACCAACGAUUAAGCUUUGUCGUGAUGGUUAUACAGUUAGUAAAGCACAUGCAAAAGCAAUCGACGACCAAAAAAAUAUGAUAUUGAAAGAUCCACAACUGAGGGAAUUAUUCCUUAAAAAUCCAGUUACUAAUGAACUGUAUAAGGAAGGAGAUAAGAUCAAACGGAUAAAAUUUGCUGAUACUUUACAAUUAUUAGCUGAUCGUGGUCCGUCGGGAGUAAACGAUUUUUAUAAUGGCGAUAUAGCUGAUAAGAUUGUAAAAGAACUUCGGGACAAAGCAGAUUUACAAACUUAUGAGGUUGAUGUAGAAGAAGCCAUUCAAAUAAAAUUAAAUGAUACAUUAACUGGUUUUACAACAGCUGCACCAUCCAGUGGCCCAAUUCUCGCAUUUAUAUUGAAUAUUUUGAAAGGCUACAGUGUACAUCAUGACGAACUGAAUAAAACAGAUGCUGCAGCAUUAUUCUAUCAUAGAGUAAUUGAAGCAUUUAAAUUUGCUUACGCAAAAAGAAGCGAACUAGCAGAUCCAAAGUAUACAAAUAUAUCAGAAACUAAUUUUACAUCAUGUAUCUACUUAAGUGAUUCUAAAACAUUUUCAUACGAACAUUAUGGCGGAAGUUGGUUGGAUAAAAUCAAACAAGGUACAGCUCAUCUUUCUGUUAUCGGCCCAGACGGCGAUGGUGUUGGUUUGACGAGUACUGUUAAUCUCUAUUUUGGAUCUAAAGUUGUCGGAAGUGAAACUGGUAUCAUAUAUAACAAUGAAAUGGAUGAUUUUUCAUCACCAAAUUCUACAAAUUCUUUUGGUAUACCAAGUUCAGAAGCAAACUUUAUUGAACCGGGUAAACGGCCUGUUUCAUCGAUGUCCCCACUAAUUAUUCUUGAUCAGAAUUACCGUAUACAGCAAGUAUUAGGUGCGAGUGGAGGAACAAAAAUAACGACAACUGUAGCUCAGGUAAUGAUGAAAAACUUAUGGUUUAAUCAAAAUAUUAAAGAUGCAAUUGACGCACCUCGAGUUCAUCAUCAGUUAUUGCCACCUGAACUGUUAGCAGAAGAAGGAUUUGAUCCUAUGCCCCAAGUUUUAGGUGAGGGUGAAACCGAAGUCGGUGGAAAUGAACGAAACAUUGCAUAA
Molecule: messenger RNA, 2389 nt
Organism: Didymodactylos carnosus
Lineage: Eukaryota; Metazoa; Rotifera; Eurotatoria; Philodinida; Philodinidae
Source: the annotation of a GenBank genome assembly